AUGCCAUUGCCACUUCCUACGUCCGCCCUGCAGCGCCUUGACGCGCUCGCCGAGAACUACGGCACGCCACUGCAGCUUUACGAUGAACAGAUGAUCCGUGACAACGCACGCCGUUUACUGGCUGCCUUCCGCGCGCACUUCCCGGACUUUCAGCAGUUUUAUGCCGUCAAGGCACUGCCUAAUCCGGCCAUCCUCAAGAUAUUGCACCAAGAAGGAUGUGGCAUGGACUGUAGCUCCUCAGCUGAGCUGCACAUCGUCAAAGAGCUUGGUGUGCCUGGAGAUCAGACCGUCUUCACUUCGAACUUCACGGCACAGAAGGACUUGGCUACGGCUUUUGAUCAGGGCGUCAUCAUAAAUCUCGACGAUAUGUCGCUUGUCGACAGUCUCGUAGCCGUGCGCGGCAAAUGUCCUGAGCUUAUUAGCUUCCGUCUUAACCCGGGCCUCGGCCGCACCGACUCGGAGACCAAAUCUAAUGUGCUGGGUGGACCUGACGCCAAGUUUGGUGUACCUCCGUUUCAGAUCGUCGAGGCUUACCGGAAGGCGCAGCAAUCCGGUACAAAGCGCUUUGGUAUUCAUAUGAUGACUGGUUCCUGCGUUCUGAAUCAGGAAUAUUGGCGUGAAACGGUUACAGUACUCUUUAGUACCAUGAUGCUGCUCAAGAAGGAGCUUGGCAUCGAGUUUGAGUUUAUGAACAUUGGUGGAGGUCUGGGUAUUCCGUAUCGCAAGGAACAGGAAACUGUAAACGUCGAGGCUAUCGCCAAGAUGCUGCGUGAGGUAUUCGACAUGGCCAUGAAAGAACACGGGCUCGAGAAACUCCCGCGUCUUUGUAUGGAAAAUGGCCGCUUCAUGACGGGCCCAUUCGGCUGGCUAGUUACUCGCUGUGAGGCCAUCAAGGAGACGUACGGCCGCUAUUAUGGCGUCGACGCCUGUAUGGCGCACCUCAUGCGCCCGGGUAUGUAUGGCGCCUACCACGAGAUCUCGAUUCCCGGUUAUGAAAACAAAGAGGUGGCCCCGUCGCACGUCGUGGGCACGCUCUGUGAAAAUAAUGACUGGUUUGCGAAAGACCGCCCUCUGCCGAAGGCGAAAGUGGGCGACCUGUUUGUGAUUCACGACACGGGCGCGCAUUCCCACUCGAUGGGAUUCCAGUACAAUGGCAAGCUUCGGGCCCCUGAGGUUCUUCUGCGCGCAAACGGCAGCGACACGCUCAUUCGUGAGCGCGAAACGUACGAGUCCUUGUACGGCAACUGUGUGAUGCCUGCGGACCUGUAA
Peronospora farinosa is the source of this 1269-nucleotide messenger RNA. NCBI's taxonomy places the organism in Eukaryota, Oomycota, Peronosporomycetes, Peronosporales, Peronosporaceae. The record is from the annotation of a GenBank genome assembly.